Molecule: messenger RNA, 653 nt
Organism: Zalophus californianus (California sea lion)
Lineage: Eukaryota; Metazoa; Chordata; Mammalia; Carnivora; Otariidae
Product: 39S ribosomal protein L42, mitochondrial-like
Exons: 1
Coding region: 129-557 (142 amino acids)
Cellular component (GO): mitochondrial large ribosomal subunit
Source: RefSeq, a predicted model, not a curated record
GUAAGAUGGCGGGCUCGCGGUAAGCAGCUGUCAGGGAUGAAAAUAGGUAUAUCUGGAAGAAGAUUUUAAAAUCAGUUUCUCUUCAGAUCAUCUUCUUUCACACCACCUAAUAAGCAUCUUGAUUCACCAUGGCGUUAGCAGCAGUAAAAUGGACGAUAUCAAACAGAACUAUCUGGAAACAUUUAUUUCCAAUUCAAAAUGGAGCUUUAUAUUGUGUUUGUCAUAAAUCUACGUAUUCUUCUCUACCAGAUGACUAUAAUUGCAAAGUAGAGCUUGCUUUGACAUCGGAUGGCAGGACAAUAGUAUGCUACCACCCUUCUGUGGACAUUCCAUAUGAACAUACAAAACCUAUCCCUCGGCCAGAUCCUGUGCAUAAUAAUGAAGAAACACAUGACCAAGUGCUGAAAACCAGAUUAGAAGAAAAAAAUGAGCGAUUUGAGCAAGGACCCAUGAUAGAACAACUUAGCAAAAUGUUCUUUACUACUAAGCACCGUUGGUAUCCUCGUGGACAGUAUCAUAGACGGCGUAGGAAACUGGAUCCUCCAAAAGACAGAUGAUACUGAGGUUUUCAGGAAUUGAAAAGAUGUUAUCUUGUGUCUCAUUUGCCAUUUGAGAAAAUGCAAUUGAGUAUAUUUACUAAUAUGUUAUAUAGC